AUGGCGAAAGUAGCAGAGGAACACGUUGAAGCUCGCGUCAAACAACUCCUGCCUCGUAUGACUUUGAAAGGCAAGGUUGGCCAGAUGACCCUAAUCGAGCGCCAGGUCGCCACUUCCGCUGCAGUUAGAGACCACUUCAUAGGGAGUACAUUCAGUGCUCCAGGCAACGUGCCCUGUGAAAAGGCUUCGCCGUCAGAAUGGGCGGACAUGGUGGAUGGGCUUCAGAGGUCAGCGCUAACGUCGAGGCCUGGGAUUCCUCUCAUAUAUGCGACUGAUGCGGUUCAUGGCAACGGCAAUGUUUAUGGUGCUACUAUAUUCCCUCACAACGUUGGUCUUGGCGCCACCAGAGAUGCGGAUUUGGUUCGAAGGAUUGGUGUGGCAACUGCUCUUGAAGCCAGGGCUUGUGGUUUUCAGUAUAUUAUCGCUCCCUGUGUGGCUGUAUGCAAAGAUCCGAGAUGGGGAAAUUGCUACGAGAGUUACAGUGAAGACACUGAAAUUGUAUGCAAGAUGACAUCUAUCGUUUCAGGCUUAACGGGGCAGCCUCCCCAAGGACAUCCAGAGCGCUACCCUUUUAUAGCGGGAAGGAACAACACUAUUGCAUGUGCCAUGCAUUAUGUUGUGGAAGAGGGGAAUGAGGGGGAUGCUCUAUUAUCUUACGACGAUUUAGAGAGGAUUCAUAUGAAACCUUAUCUGGACUGUAUUUCUCAAGGAGUUUUUUGUACUGCUAUUAUGGCUUCCUAUAACAGCUGGAAUGGAGAUAGAGUACAUGGUCACCGUUUUCUCCUUACAGAAAUCUUGAAAGAUAAGCUAGGUUUUAAGGUAAUUUUGAUUUCUGACUGGGAAGGAAUUGACCAACUUUGCGAACCUGAAGGUUCAGACUAUCGUUUAUGCAUUUCCUUAACCAUUAACGCAGGAAUAGACAUGGUCAUGGUGCAUUUCAGAUAUGAAAAAUUCAUCGAGGAAUUAAUAUAUCUUGUGGAAUCCAGGGAGAUACCAAUGUCUAGGAUAGAUGAUGCUAUUGCAAGAAUACUCAGAGUGAAGUAAACUUUGCAGGACGUAGUUGAUUGCAUGCUGCACAGAGAUCUAGCACGUGAAGCAGUUCGCAAGUCAUUGGUUCUUUUGAAGAACGGAAAGGACCCAAUGAAACCUUUUCUUCCAUUAGAAAGAAAUGCUAACAGAAUACUUGUUGCUGAAACACAUGCCGAUGAUCUUGGAAAUCAAUGUGGAGGAUGGACGGCUACAAGACAAGGUAGCAGCGGCCCGAUUACUAUUGGGACAACCAUCUUGGAAGCUAUUAAGAAAGCAGUUGGAGAUGAUACAGAAAUAAUUUAUGAGAAAUAUCCGUCCACUUUAGCGCGUCAAGAUAUCUCUUUUGCGAUCGUGGUUGUUGGUGAAGCUCCGUAUGCAUUAGGGGCUUACAGUUCGGAACUUAUGAUCCCGUUCAAUGGAAUGGAUGUCAUAAGCUCGAUUGCUGACAGAAUUCCCGUUUUGGCAAUUCUGAUUUCCGGAAGAACCUUAGUUUUAGAGCCCUGGCUCUUGGAAAUGAUGGAUGCUCUUCUUGCUGCUUGGCUCCCUGGUACUGAAGGAGAAGGAAUUGUAGAUGCAAUCUUUGGAGAUUUUGACUUCGAGGGUAGACUCCGGGUGACAUGGUUUAAAAGGGUUGAACUACUGCCUAUGCAUGCUGCAGACCCUUUAUAUCCGCUUGGCUUUGGGAUGACAUUCAAUAAGGAGUAAUGUUUGCACCAAAGGAUUUGAAGAUAAUGCUGUUUUACGUUUUGAUUCUGAGUUUAUUGAACUGGUUUUAGCAUAACAUUUAUGUUGGGAUUUACGGCUCAAAAUUAGGAUGAUGCAGAAAUUAGCUUUGUGUUACCUAUUUUAUUUGGUGUCCUAUUUGUGCUUGGAUUUGACUUCUUGGUUGAAUUAUUUUCUUGGUGGAGAGAUUUUGUUAAUUACCUAUUUGAUUGGGAUUUGGAUUUGGAUUUACUUCCACUUAGAUUUAGGAUUCUUAUUGUAACCUAAGUCCUAUGCAUUAUAAAUAGGACCUUGGGGUUGGUUUAUUUUGUGUGCCUCACCAUUAGUUUAGAGAAGUUUCUCUAAUUGGGUUUUGUGUGGAGGUCACCAUUUGGAGUCAUGAGUGUGUGGCAAAUUCAUGGCUCAUUCGUUUGGGAAUUUGGUAAGAAUCAUUUUGAGUUAGAGAACAAUUUGGGAGAAUCUUGUCCAUUUAUUUGUUUUGAGUUCUCUACUCGUUUGGUUUAGGAUUUGUAGUUUGUAGCAUUUGGGUUGUGAAAGUUAAACACUCUUUUGUAAUAUCGUCUGUUUAGUGAAAUUCAUCGUCGUGCUUCAC
Messenger RNA from Malus domestica (apple), 2344 nucleotides. The record is from RefSeq and is a predicted model, not a curated record. Lineage: Eukaryota; Viridiplantae; Streptophyta; Magnoliopsida; Rosales; Rosaceae.